Arabis nemorensis is the source of this 1158-nucleotide messenger RNA. The record is from the annotation of a GenBank genome assembly. NCBI's taxonomy places the organism in Eukaryota, Viridiplantae, Streptophyta, Magnoliopsida, Brassicales, Brassicaceae.
AUGGGUAAAGAUUUCAAGAGUAUGGUUACACGAUGCAUCUACGUCGGAAAAGAUAACAAUAACGCCAAGAAGCUGAAAACCGCUACGGAAGAGCUCAAGGAUCUACGCAACAAUGUAAUGAAAAGAGUCAAAAUGUACGAAGAUCAACAAAAGCUGAAGCGGCUCGAGAAAGUUCAGGUUUGGCUUAGACAAGCCGAUGCAUCGAUCAAAGAAGCAGAAGAGAUGUUGAUGAAUGUAAUGUCAUCUUCUUCUUCGAAUGGAUCAUCGAGCAUGAUCAUGAGUUGUCACAAAAUGGACAAGAAGAUUUGCAAGAAGCUAAAAGAGGUUCAGGAGAUAAAGAGUAGAGGAACGUUCGAUGUGGUGGUUGAGAAUAGUGGCAUUGGUAAUAAUGGUGGUGGUGGGUCGAUGAUGAUCUCAACCGUUGAUAGAGAUGAUCAGACAUGUGGAUUGGAAGCGGUUACGGGGUUAUUGUGGAGGUGUGUGACGGUUGAUAACACCGGUCUUAUUGGUUUAUACGGCGUUGAAGGUGUUGGGAAGACGACUGUGUUGACAAAGGUCAACAACAGGUUGCUUCAGCAUAAGUCAAAUGGGUUUGACUUUGUGAUUUGGGUUUUUGUUUCCAAGAAUCUUAAUCUUGAGAAGGUUCAAGACACGAUUCGAGAGAAGAUAGGGUUUCUUGACAGGUCGUGGACGAGCAAGACAGAGGAAGAGAAAGCCGGUAAGAUCUUCGAGAUACUUAGCAAGAGACGGUUCGCUUUGUUCCUUGACGACGUAUGGGAGAAAGUCGAUCUAGUGAAAGCUGGUGUGCCACUGCCGGACGGACAAAACAGGUCAAAGAUCGUUUUCACGACGUGUUCGGAUGAGGUUUGUCGUGAAAUGGGAGCACAAACGAAGAUCAAAAUGGAGAAAUUGCCAUGGGAAAGAGCUUGGGACUUGUUUAAGAAGAAUGCUGGAGAAGAGACAGUAAAGAGCCACCCGGACAUAACCAAAAUCGCUCAGGAGGUUGCAGCCAAGUGUGACGGUCUUCCUCUGGCUCUGGUCACAAUCGGUCGAGCCAUGGCCUCUAAGACAACACCUCAGGAUUGGCGUGACGCAUUGUACAUCUUGAGUAACUCUCCUCCAAAUUUCUCAGUUCUCAAGUUACUGGACAGGAACUAG